Molecule: messenger RNA, 1760 nt
Organism: Amorphotheca resinae ATCC 22711
Lineage: Eukaryota; Fungi; Ascomycota; Leotiomycetes; Helotiales; Amorphothecaceae
Exons: 2
Coding region: 88-1644 (518 amino acids)
Cellular component (GO): endoplasmic reticulum
Molecular function (GO): ubiquitin binding
Source: RefSeq, a predicted model, not a curated record
CGGAGCAAUAUCUCCAGAAGUCAACCUCCUGGUUCCUGACAUGCAAGCCUAGCAAAACAAUAGGUCGUCCUAGACCGUGGCACAAGAAUGGCUGCACCUGAAAUUGACAUCAGCCAGCUGUCUGCGGAGCAACAGCUGGCCUUACAACAGUACACUUCGGUCACGGAUCAAGACAUCCAGGCGGCCAUACCACUCCUCCAGCGAUCUCAGUGGAAUGUGCAAAUUGCAAUUGCCAAGUUCUUCGACGGUGAGGGUCCAGAUCCAGUCGCAGAAGCCAUAGCAGCACAGAACAUUCCCCCGCCUCGAGCUGCGCGACAGGAGAACCUUCAAGAGAGCCUCCUCCUUGGGUCUUCGCCUUUUACAAAUCGGGCGAGACAGCAAAAUGCUCCGGAUGAUGCACCUCGAAUAGUUCCACAACCCGAAGAUCAAGUCGUUCGACGACCUCCCUUCCUUCUCGCCCUCCUCUUCACACCCUUCAACCUUCUGUAUAGGUUAUUCUCCACGACACUUGGGCUCUUCUCUUACCUUACACCCUUUCUGCCUCGGAUAUUUAGGCCCAAUCCUGUCACCGGAACUACCAGACAAUCGAAUACUGGGGGAAGGAGAUCUCUGAGGCCCCGAGAUGCCGCUGCUCGAUUGAAACGUGAAUUUGAGGAGGAAUACGGGGAGAAUUCUCUUCCAUUCUUUGAAGGCGGCUAUGCACAAGCAUUGGACCUGGCUAAAAAGGAUCUCAAAUUCCUCCUCAUAAUAAUCACCUCUCCCGAACAUGACGAUACUCCCUCGUUCAUCCGCGAAACCCUCCUCUCUACCGAAGUUCAGGACUUUUUAAAUAACCCCACUAAUGAGAUAAUACUCUGGGUCGGCGAUGUCCGAGAUUCAGAAGCAUAUCAGGUCUCCACCGCCUUACGAUGCAAUAAAUUUCCCUUUACCGCGUUAAUAGCACAUACCCCGCAACAGAGCUCUACUUCCAUGUCAGUACUUGCACGAUUGACGGGGCCGAUGCCAGCUGGCACAUACAUUGCAAAAUUACAAGCCGCAAUCACCUCUCAUUCCGAGCAGUUACGAACCGUUCGUGAAACACGGAACGCACAGAACUUCGAGAGAACCUUACGGCAGGAGCAAGAUUCAGCGUACGAACGCUCGUUGGCCCAGGACCGAGAGCGCGCAAGAUUAAAGAGAGAAGCCGAGGCUGCCGCCGCAGAACAAGAAAGGCGGGAGAAAGAACAAGCAGAAGCCGCAGCCGCUCUGCUAGAGAAGAAGAAACAAUGGAGACAAUGGCGAGCCCAGAACAUCGCUCCCGAACCUCCGGCAGAUUCCAAAGACGUAGUACGAAUCGCCCUAAAGCUACCAGAAGCAGCACGGAUCACUCGAAGGUUCUCAGCCCAAGCAAGCAUAGACGAACUCUACGCCUUCGUAGACUGUUACGAAUUCCUCAACUCCAGCUCCCCCUCUGAAACCCCCUCGAUAACUAAACCAGAAGCCUAUACGCACCUCUUUGAUUUCCGCCUCGUCUCCACCCUCCCCCGCGUCGUCUACGCCCCUGACGCCGCCGGCACGCUCAGCGAACUCAUCGGGAAGAAUGGGAAUCUGAUCGUGGAACCUAUCUCUGAUGAUGAAGAAGAGGAGGAGGAGGAUGAGGAAUGAGUUGGUGGGAUUUUUUUUAGAAAGUAUAAGGCGUUCUUUGUGGUGGAUGCAUAUCAGAUGGGUUUGUUCUGGGGGGGAAGCGUGUGCAGAUUUAUGUAAGACCAUAAGAAAGGGCU